AUGGCACAAUACCAAGCAAGGCUUGACAUUGAGGAUGCUGAAAUGAUCAACGCCAAAGCUGAACUUGUAAACUCGCUUAUGCAAUAUGAGCACCAUGCCGAAUCUAGCCAUCGUGGUUCUGUCACGAGACACUUAGUUGACAAGUAUUGCCGACUUGCUGAAAGUACUGCUAUUGAGAACCUGAAGCGUUUUUGUCAGGCAAUUCAAGCCGUAUAUGGAGCCACAUACCUUCGCAAGCCAAAUCGUGAAGACUUGAAGAGGCUUCUACAUAAGGCAGACAAAAGAGGCUUUCCUAGUACGAUAGGAAGUCUCGAUUGUAUGCAUUGGGAGUGGAAGAAUUGUCCUACUGCUUGGGUUGGCCAAUUCAAGGGCCGUCAUAACCAAGUCAUUGGUCAUAACAAGCCAAACAUCAUGUUUGAGGCUGUGACGUCUUACGACACAUGGGCAUUCUUCAGAUCUCCUGGAUCAAACAACGAUAUCAACGUUCUUUGGUGUUCACCUCUAUUCGAUGAUGUUAUCAAUGGAUGGGCACUAGAAUUUCGGUACAAGGUAAAUGGUAAUAGGUAUGAGCUAUGUUACUACCUAACUGAUGGUAUUUAUCCUAGUUGGUAUACCUUUGUCAAAAGUUUUUCUCAUCCUGAUAAUGCAAAGAAGAAAUUAUUUUCUCAGAGGCAAGAGUCUUACAGGAAGAAUGUGGAAAGAGCGUUCGGGAUCCUACAAGCUUGA
Molecule: messenger RNA, 726 nt
Organism: Malus domestica (apple)
Lineage: Eukaryota; Viridiplantae; Streptophyta; Magnoliopsida; Rosales; Rosaceae
Source: RefSeq, a predicted model, not a curated record